AUGGCUCCAGAGACAAGCUCCCCCAAAAGUGGUUCAAAGGAAGGGGACAAACCUCCCACCCACAAAAGGCUGUUAUACGUCGACCAGAUUUUCAGCAGAAAGGACUAUCAAUGGCACUAUGUGAAGACUUCAAGGGCCAAGACAUCAACAAAUCGCUUCAGAAAAUAUGCCCUUGCCGUACGCCGUAUAAUUGACUCGUCAUUGGGCACGGUAAGCGCUACAGAAAUUGACGUCAAGUCACAAAAGCUUGCACAGAUUCUCGAAGAGAUCCUUGAGGGUGUCGGCAACCUGAACUUUCAUCUCACUCCGCCCCAACUCUCGCCAGAGCAGCUUUUCAUCGCAAGAGAAGGCUUGGAAACACGAUUAAAGGCAGAAAAGGCCGCAGAGCCUCCUGAUGAGACUCUCAUUGAUGACAUUGAUGCUGCGCUGGAACUCAUAGAGCAGGAAUACGGCUCCAAAAUAGCUGAUCUCUCCUCCCUGCUAGAGCAUGAGGAAAUCACCUUCCGGCUUCUAUGGGCUCUCUUCACGCCUGGCGUUGACGUCUUUUCUGACGACAACCUCCUACGCCAACCGCUGGUUUCCAAAUGCUACGCGACAAAGUACGGAGAAGACGACAACACGGAAUACUUUGAAAUAGAGAGUAAAAUCCUACAUCAUAACGGUGAGAGCUUUGGCUGGGGUUGGACCACUUUCAAGGUGCCCAGGUUUGAAGGGUCAAGAAAAAUCCACAGUCUUGAUGCGUUUCCUUUCGAGUUCCAUCCACAGCACGAAGAUGUCAGAGCUGUCGUAUUAGAACGUGGGAAAAAGUACGUGAAUCUGCUUGAAAAGCCCGUCUGUAAGCAAUACCAGGGUUUCGCAGUCAUUCAAGAGGAAAAGUUGGUUUCCAAGGUCCGCAAUCGAAUAUCUUCAGAUGGGCGCAUCAUGGUUGACCCUGCCGCUUUCUUGUCCCAGCGUCCGGGAGACGACCUGCUCCUGGGGCCGCGCGUCCGACAAGAAGUAACAGACAUCGAUUCCCUGGGAGAAGGGAGCUUGAUGUAUUGCCACUACCACAUUCUGGGGUUUGCUUUUACGACGAAGAGAUGGGCCUCGUUUGCAGUUUCGAAAAUCACAGACGUAAUCUGGAAAGAAGACGCGUUUGAUAAGGUGUUGCUCUCGGAGAAGAAGCGUGAGAUGAUCAAGCUGCUGGUCCAGUCCCACCAGGCAGAUGACGACGCAUUUGACGAUAUCAUCAAAGGAAAGGGCAAGGGGCUGGUCGGCCUUUUGACCGGUAGUCCUGGCGUUGGUAAAACUCUGACAGCAGAGGCCGUGGCGGAGACGUGCAGGAAGCCCCUGUAUGCUAUUUCAUCAGGAGAGCUAGGCACCAGCCCUGAAAAUGUGGAUGACCGCCUUGUCAUGGUCCUGGACAUGGCACGCAGGUGGAACUGCGUGCUUCUUCUCGAUGAAGCGGACAUUUUCCUUUACAAACGUGGUGAGGCGCAUGUGGAGAGGAAUGCGUUGGUUAGCAUUUUUCUCCGGAGGUUGGAGUACUUCCUUGGUAUUGUCAUUUUGACGACCAAUAGACGACAAGAUAUUGACGAUGCAUUCAAAAGUCGCAUCCACUUCAAGUUCCACUAUCCCCCGUUAGAUGCGGAAGGUAGAUUUAUGAUCUGGAAAAACAUGCUUUCCAUUAUCCCAGCACAAGAGACGUCUCAUUUGAGAGAUGAUGAAAUAAGAGACUUGGCAAGCAGGCCCAUCAAUGGUCGAGAGAUCAAAAACACUGUUUCAUGUGCUGCUUCUAUCGUUCGGUGGAGUCAAAAGCAGCUUACAAUCACCCUUAUCAAGGACGUCUUGGAGUUGUUGAUAGAUGAUGACCCUGAGUUAAACUAG
Colletotrichum truncatum is the source of this 1866-nucleotide messenger RNA. Its product is annotated as AAA family ATPase. Lineage: Eukaryota; Fungi; Ascomycota; Sordariomycetes; Glomerellales; Glomerellaceae. Gene Ontology annotation, molecular function: ATP hydrolysis activity; ATP binding. The record is from RefSeq and is a predicted model, not a curated record.